Messenger RNA from Lathyrus sativus (Indian pea), 768 nucleotides. NCBI's taxonomy places the organism in Eukaryota, Viridiplantae, Streptophyta, Magnoliopsida, Fabales, Fabaceae. The record is from the annotation of a GenBank genome assembly.
AUGCCUAUGGCACUUGCUACUGAGGAGUCUACUAAAAGAAAAGCCGCAAAAGAAGUUAUGAAGUCACUUACAUCACAGAUCAAAGAUCUAGCUGAGAAGCUUCCUCCUGAAGUUUAUGAUGCUAUGAACAUUAGACAAGCGUACCUACCGAAUGGUCUUGAGUCAAACGGAAAUCACUAUCCGGAUUCAAAUGGGGAGCAGCAUGCGGAUGCAGAAUCAAUCAUAAGUGGCUCUAGUAUAGCCUCCAUAAGACUUGAGUCCUCUCUGUUCAGAACUGCAGGUGAUUUUCCAGGAGCCAAUGGAACUAACCUCCACCAGCAAAUCCGGGGUAGUGUUACCUCUGACGGGACUGGUAACUAUCCAGAUGUUAAAUUGCCGAAUGGAAGCAGCGUGAUUCAGUCAAGCAGUAGUAGCUUGUCAGAUAUUGUUGAAGGUAGGGAUUCUGGGAAUUUCCGUAAUGAUGAGAGUGGUUUGAAAUUGACAGAUGCUGCACUGGCUACUAAUAGUAAUAAUCAAGUUGAUGCAGAAUGGAUUGAACAGUAUGAACCCGGUGUGUAUAUAACACUGGUGGCCAUGCACGAUGGAACACGAGAUCUGAAGCGAGUGCGCUUUAGCCGGAGGAGAUUUGGAGAGAACCAAGCAGAAAUUUGGUGGUCAGAGAAACGGGAGAUGGUAUACGAAAAAUACAAUGUUCGUAACUCAGACAAGUCUUCUAGCCAAGCACCGCAUAAGUCACAGGUUGCUGGUUCUCCUAUCUCCCAAACGUAG